Messenger RNA from Panicum hallii, 1813 nucleotides. RefSeq lists its product as uncharacterized. The record is from RefSeq and is a predicted model, not a curated record. The transcript has a single exon. Lineage: Eukaryota; Viridiplantae; Streptophyta; Magnoliopsida; Poales; Poaceae. Bases 77 to 1615 code for a protein of 512 amino acids.
CUUUUUUCGCUCCUCACUUGCUUCCAGUUCUUUUACUGUACUUCUUACAGACAAUACUCAGCUGGCUGAUUGGAGCAUGGAGCCAGAAGCAGCAGCGUGGGUACCUUGGGAUUCUCAGUUGACCCAAUGGAGCAUGGAACUAAGUGACUGCUUUCAGAUGGCCAAUAGGACCAUCGAACCAGCAGUAUGGACUCCUGGCCUCCCUGUGGAGUAUCAGUAUGCGGCCACUGAGAUAUUUGGUAACUUCCUCCAAACAUCUAACCCUACUAGCUCUAGUAGUGGAGGGCAGAUGAUUCAGUAUGCAGCAGGCACACAAAAUGUUCUGAUUGAGAAAGCCGCAGCACAAGAGUUUGAGGAAGCGGCACGGGAGUUCAAGGUUGACAUGGACUUGAUGAGAAUGAGGAUCCAUAGGUACCCUCCAAGCCUUCGAGAGUUCGAUGAAUGGUAUACCCUCCCGAGGAUGGUGGCCAUCGGCCCUUACCACCAUGUUCGACUCCGGGACCAGCCCAAGCAGGUGGAGAAGGUGAAGCAUGUGGCCGCCUACCACUGCAUCAGAGAAUCGGGCCACUCUCUCCAGGAGGUGUACGGUGCGGUCGUCUCAGCCGCGCACGAUGCCCGCCGCCUCUACGGCAAGGACGUGAUGGCAGGUAUCGGCGAUGCUGACUUCCUACCUAUGAUGUUUUAUGAUGCUUGCUUCUUGGUGCAGUACAUGCUUUGGUGUACGCAUGGCAUCGCCGAGAUGGAUGCGUCAUUGCGCAGCUUCUUUGACUUCAACCGCAAAGUCCUCCGCCAUGACCUCAUGCUGUUUGAGAACCAGCUCCCCUGGAGGGUGGUCGCGACCGUCAUGAGGUUCAGGCCGGUGAACUUGGUAGACUUCAUUUCUGAUUGGAGAGAAUAUCUGCAAGACCGCAAGGUUCUCGAAGAAAAGCCUGUCGUCUUGGAUGAUAGCUACGAGCCACCACAUCUCCUUGGCCUGCUCCGUUUCUACAUGGUAGGAAGAAGCAAGUCCAAGCGACACACUGGAGCAAAAUUAGACUCCAUAUCAGUUUCUGUUAGUGCCAUCGAGCUCGCCGAGAUCGGCAUCACACUCACUGCAGCCAAGGACACCAUAGAGCUCAUUCACAUGGGCGUCAACAUGAGAGGGAUCCUCUCCGCCGAGCUCUCCCUGGUGCCCCUAUCUCUGGACGAUGAGCGUGCAAGCUUCCUCCUCAACAUGGUGGCCCUCGAGCUAUGCACGACCUCGAAUUUCCUAGCUGCUGAAGAUGAAGACUCUGCCGUCUGCUCGUACCUCCUCCUCCUCUCCAUGUUGGUGCAUAGGGAGGAGGACGUGCAAGAACUGCGAACGAGGCAUCUCCUACAAGGCGGAGCCGGACUCAUUAACAAGGACGCCCUUGACUUCUUCACCAUGUUUCAGAGCCUGCCCCUGCGUGGAUCCUGCUUCGUCCGCGUCAUGGUGGAAAUCGAGAAGUACAAGAUCAGCAUGCGGAUGUGGACCAAGGUGCACACGUUUUUUUACAGGAACAAGAAAACCAUCCUCACCGUCUUCUCCAUCAUUGGUGUACUUGUUAGCAUCUUAGGGACGCUCAUGUCUCUCAAAUCCCGUUCUAAGCUUUAACUGCCACUGCUCUUGUGACGGUUAAGUCGUGGGUACAUGGCUCUAAUUAAGCACUAGAAUCAAAUGAGUGCUGGUAUACACAUAAAUAUUUAGACGGUUGUGAGUUUAUCGGCUGUGGAUAUUGACGUCGGCGUACGUUGAAGUUAUACAAAAAGUAAUUCCCUCAGUAUGUAUAAAUUCUCUGUAUUUGAAUUCUAU